AUGCCAGCGUCCUUGUUACGAGCGUCCCUGCGCUCCCGUCCUGCCAACGGCCAUGUCGCCUACUUACCCCAGAUACGCAAGCUCGUCUUUGAGUACUGCGACAAGUGGCCCACCUCGACAAACACCCGUAUUUACAUAAACACCCGGAUCGAGGCCCUUGCAAAGGAAAAUCCCCAUGUCGAGGUCGUGGUGAAGCAGCGCAACCACAAGGAACCCAUCGUUCGAGGAUUCUACGUGAACAACCGGGACAAGGUCAUCCCUCUCAAGUCAUUGGAGGUCACGGGCAUUCACCAAAAAGUGCAACUUCUUCUCGACUCCUCAGGUGCCAAAAUAGUUCCCCUCAAGCGACGCGCCGUGGAGAGCACAACAGAGUCGCCGAGGGAAACGAGGCUCCUUUUCCUUUCCAUGCUCCAUCAACUUGGUACACGUCGUACAUCCGCACCACUGACUUUUGCAGGCUCACUCCUCUUUUUCUUCUUGUGUGAGAUGCUGCUCACUAUGGAUGAUUUGUCCCUUGAUAUAUCUUCCGAAGAACUAAUCUGGCUCCAAGCUAGCGCAGUUUUUGAUGACUCUCCGUUGUCCCCACCUAAAAAUGACGACGAUAUCUUUAUGCAAGAUUUAUCGUUAUCCGGUUCUAUUGACUCUUUACGCUCUUCAUUACAUCCACCACAUGCAACUCUUAGUUCACCCUCCCCGAAUUUGCAGUGUCCCUCAAAACUUGUAGGCUCUUUUCCAACCCCGUCUCGAAGCAGCAUACGUCCGAAUGGCUCGCCGCGGUCUGAAUGGAUUUAUCGCCGACCUAGGUCCCCUGCCAGUAGUAAUCACCGUUCCCGUACUUGCGGUGCAUACCCCCGUCCUUCAACGGGAUACACAAAACAGACAUCCAUUCAGAUCACGCCUUCCUGUCCUAGCGCAAGCGUUCUCACCACUCGCAUAGCAACUGUGGCAUCAUCACGACCAUCCCCGGCGGAUUUGAAAAAUAUGCAGGCAACGACCUCCACCAGCCCUUUCUGGUCAAGUAUGCUCCGUACCCGACCACGGUCAGAAAGAUCAACACCCCUUCUUAAAACUAUUCCAUCUGAUUCCCAGGUCGUCCUAUCUCCUCCGGACCUCGCACCAGUGUCGAAAAUUUCGUCUCCCAAAAGGAUAUCUGCACCUAAAAGCUUGUCUUCUAGGCCACCUUCGGCAUCAUCGACUCUUUCGAGCGCGUCUAAUUCUCCAUCCCCUUCAUCUUCUCGUUCUGAAAGCCCUGUAACUCCAAUAUCUAUUCCCUAUACUGGAGCUUACAACCGCGUACAUCGCCGUCAGCGGUCGUAUCACCGACGCCACCGUACCCAUCCGGACAGCGAAAUUAACAUACCGCCAACGCUACUCUCUCAGUCUUGUCCAUCCAAAUCUAUUCUAACGCGCACUUCUUCGGUAUCUACCAAAGCUUCGUCACACACCGUAAACAAAUCUGUGAAGUUCGCCGCCAACGCCACCGUGCAUUACACAGGACAAGAUGAUCUUACCAUGUCGUCGAAAGAUGAACAGGCAUAUGGAGGUGAAGAUAUGGGGUUCAACUUGGAUGUGAUAUAUGACGACGACCAAUCAGUUGCAGAAUACCGCGGGAAUGAUACGAUAGACAUGGCGAUGCUCCGUGAACUGCACUGUACCACUCCCACUCCGGAGCUAGAGAGAGCAAAGACGAAGGGGAUUAAACGGCUCAUGACCCUGUCCAAACGAAUAACAAGCCCUGAGGCUGGUACAGAUACUCUGUUCACUGGCAAUGUGCACAAGGUCCCUCUUUCGCAAUCUUGUCCUGUUUCGCCGCGACCAAUUAUUUCCACUCCUUUCCCAUUAGGUACAACCCGUGCCCAGGCAAUGCAGUCUGUUCUGUCUUUGAAGCCUGCCAUGCAUCAAAAUUUAAAAGGCGACAGCACUGGUUCUACUCUCGCUCACCCUCUUUCAGAGUCUAGGGCUAGUAUAGGCUCGCCUUCUCUCCGGACCGCACCAUCGUGUGAAAGUAUUCGAAGCUCAAAGAGUGCAGCAGCUCGCAGCGUUCGGAGCUUGGGGAGCGUGAAAAGUACAUCCAGCACACGAGGAUUUAGAGCAUGGCUAGUUCGCACUGUUGGUUGGACCGAGUCUUAA
Molecule: messenger RNA, 2130 nt
Organism: Psilocybe cubensis
Lineage: Eukaryota; Fungi; Basidiomycota; Agaricomycetes; Agaricales; Agrocybaceae
Exons: 7
Coding region: 1-2130 (709 amino acids)
Biological process (GO): mitochondrial translation
Cellular component (GO): mitochondrial large ribosomal subunit
Molecular function (GO): structural constituent of ribosome
Source: RefSeq, a predicted model, not a curated record